UUACUCAAAAUUAUGUAGAAAAGAACAAUUUUUUCCUUUUUUUUUAGGAAAUACAUUCAUACUAAGUAACUUAUUAUAAGAUGUGUUCUAUUGGUUUAUUGACAUCAGAUGAAUGCAAUGGCCAACAAGAUGUUAUUGAAACUUUAAGCAAUGAAGAAAAAAUAACUAUAUCAUUACGCUGUAACAUUGAGUUAUCAAACUUAACGAUAUUAUGUGAAAGAUAUACUACAAAAUAUUUGAAAUUGUAUCCUAUAUGGCAGAAAGCAUGUUGUGAUCCAUUCAAUAAACAUACAAAGAAAAUCACAAAAAAUCUCAUAGUAGUUACAAUAAAUGAGUCACAAGUCAUGAUGAGAAGUAGUUUGAAUAUUGCUCCUGGGAAGAAACUUUGCAAACCUUGUAAGCAAAAGAUUGCCAUAAAAAAAGAUCUUAAAGAAAAGAAACAAAGCCAGGAACAAGAUGAGGAUUUUCUAAUACCAUCAUUCAAAUCAAAAAGACAGGAGAUCAAUGAAGAACUCAAAAAUUUUAAUAUAUCUCCUCUAAAAUCUCAUUCAAAGUCAUCAAAACAUAUUCUCUCAGAAGGAAAGCGAAAAAUUGCGCGCAUCAACGAAAUGGUAAAUAACGUUACUAGAAAAACUGAAAGUCAAUGUUCCAUCAAAACUGUGUUAUGAAACAAAUAACAUGAAAAAGAAAGCUAAAAACUUUGAUGAAAUUAUGAGCUUGAUAAAUGAAAAAAUUCUAUGUUCUGACAAAAGGACAAUUGUUCAACUUCUAACACUGGCACCCCCAAGAUGGUCGAUAUUAGAAGUACAAAAUAACUUUGCAGUUACAGAAUACCAAGCAAAAAUGGCUAGACAAAUUUUUAAUAAAAAAUGAUUGUUAGCUAUCUCUCCAUUGUAUAAAGGUAAAGUCUUACACAAAGAAAUAGAAGAUUCUGUUAAAUUGUUUUAUGAUUCAAGUGAUUUAUGUAGAACUAUGUCUGGAAAAAAAGAUUAUGUUAGCAUUCAAAAGAAUAUCCAUAAACAAAAAAAACUGCUUUUGUGUAAUUUAAAAGAACUAUAUGUAUUAUACAAAGAAAACAAUCCAGAAAUACAAAUAAGUUACUCAAAAUUUGCUUCACUUAGACCAAAGUGGUGCAUUUUGCCAGGUGCAAAUGGUACACAUUCUGUUUGUGUUUGUUGUUAUCACCAAAAUGCCAUAUUGCUAGUAGAUGCCUUAAAUAUUGGACUAAAGUAUAAGGAUUUACUUUCGAAAACCGUUUGCUCAGUAGAAAACAAAGAAUGCAUGCUUGCACAGUGUGAUAAUUGUCCUGGUAAAGAAACCCUCACCAAAUAUAUGUAUGAGAUUUUCGGAGAAUACGAAGAUGAUUUUGAGAUACACUACAAGCAAUGGCAAACUACUGAUCGUGCAACACUAUUGAGUUUAACAGCAGAUGUUUCAACAUUUGUUGAACUAUUAGUAUCUUGCUUUGAAAAGCUACAAGCUCAUUCUUUUAUUGCUCACUCUCAAUCACAGUACCUUAACCAACUAAAACAAAAUAUGGAUCAAUCAAACAUUAUCAUUAUUGGCGACUUUGUUGAAAAUUAUACUUUUGUAGUCCAAGAUGAAAUACAAAGCUAUCAUUGGAACACCCAACAAUGUUCUUUACAUCCAUUAGUGAUAUACUAUAAAGAUGAUAAAGGUGUACUGAAACAUAUUUCUUAUUGUUUUAUAUCAGACAACAUUACACAUGAUGUAACUUAUGUGUACAAAAUAUUUCAACUAUUCAUACCAAUAUUAAAAACAAAAUUUUCCAAUCUGUCCAAAUUACAUCUAUUUACUGAUGGUUGCGCAGGACAGUACAAAAAUUGUAAAAGCUUUUACAAUCUAUGCCAACUAGAGAGCGAAUUUUCCCUUAAAGUUGAAUGGAAUUUUUUUGCCACGUCACACGGAAAGUCACCAUGCGAUGGUAUUGGCGGCACUCUAAAAAGGUUAACAGCACAAGAAAGUUUAAAACGACCAUACAGAAAUCAAAUUCUCACAUCUGAAGCUAUGUAUGAAUUUUGUAUUGAGAAAAUCAAGGUUGUUAACUUCAUUUACAUAAAGAGGAUAGACUUACAAUUGCAACGUGAGGAACAAAAAGAAAGGUACACUGGUGUAACAACUCUACCUGGUACUCGUAGCUUUCAUCAAUUUAUACAUCUUGGAGAUAACAGGGUUGGGGCAAAGAGGUGUAGUACAGACACUAAUUAUAAAAUAAUUCACAACCUUAAAAAGAAACAAGAUAUAUUUCAACUUGAUACUGUCACUUUAGGAGGUUAUGUAGCUGUAGUCUAUGAUGAUAAGUGGUGGAUCGGCAUUGUAACUGAAACUAACCUAGAAGAAGUUGAUGUUAAAGUUAAGUUUCUUCACCCAAAAGGUCCAUCAAUCUGUUUUAACUGGCCUGAAAGAGAGGACUACUGUUUUAUUCCUUACACCAACAUAUUGAAAAAACUAUCUGUUCCACAAGCUUGCUCUAGUUCCGGUAGAAACUAUAUGUUUGAAAAUGCUGAAAUAGAAAAAGUACAAGUAAAAUGGGAACAAUAUUGUGAACUAAUUCAAACACAGUCAAAAUAACUUGCAUCUUGAAAAAUCUUGUAUAUUUAAAUACAUUUUUAAAUUACGAUUAACUUAUUUUUAUUUUAUUUACAAACAU
Molecule: messenger RNA, 2671 nt
Organism: Hydra vulgaris (swiftwater hydra)
Lineage: Eukaryota; Metazoa; Cnidaria; Hydrozoa; Anthoathecata; Hydridae
Source: RefSeq, a predicted model, not a curated record